Molecule: messenger RNA, 1404 nt
Organism: Fragaria vesca subsp. vesca
Lineage: Eukaryota; Viridiplantae; Streptophyta; Magnoliopsida; Rosales; Rosaceae
Exons: 3
Coding region: 1-1404 (467 amino acids)
Source: RefSeq, a predicted model, not a curated record
AUGGGGAGGGCUCCGUGCUGCGAGAAAGUUGGGUUGAAGAAGGGAAGAUGGACAGCAGAGGAGGAUCAAACCUUAAUCAACUACAUCCGUGCUAAUGGGGAAGGCUCCUGGAGAUCGUUGCCCAAGAAUGCAGGGUUACUGCGGUGUGGGAAGAGUUGCAGACUGAGAUGGAUAAACUAUCUGAGAGCUGACUUGAAGAGGGGAAAUAUUACUCCUCAAGAGGAAGAUAUCAUCAUCAAAUUGCAUGCUUCUCUGGGAAAUAGGUGGUCUUUGAUAGCUAGUCAAUUACCGGGAAGAACGGACAAUGAGAUAAAGAACUACUGGAACUCGCACUUGAGUCGAAAAAUAGACGCUUUCAGGAGACCUAUUAAUAAGAUCCAUAUGCCUUCAGCAUCAGCAGCAGCAGCAGCUAGUAGUAGCAGCAGCACCACCACCGCAGCAGAUGAAAUCAAUAUGGCGAUGAAAUUAGGACCACCCUCGUCCAAGCGAAGAGGAAGAGGUGGCAGAACCAGUCGCUGGGCCAUGAAGAAGAACAAAGUCACCUACGCUUCUACAGCCAUCAACCACCACUUGGAUUCAUGCACUCAUAAUCAUGAUGAUAAAUCGGCAACGAUGACGAGCUCGUCUUCCCCUCCACCUCCUUCCGCAGCAGCAGCAGCAGUUGCGGCUGGCACCGGACAAAAAGAAACACAAGCAUUAGUCGGAGGAGGACCAUCUGAUGGCUCAGCUGCAGGUAAAUUUGAUGACGGUGGGGAGGUGGCUUUCAAUGACUUGAUGAUGGACGUCGCCAAUGAAAUAAUAUCGGAUCCAACUGGGGUGCUGACUUUAAUUGGUGAAAAACAAAACGACGAUGGUGAUGAUGACACGGGCGUUAUUAGGGACGACGAGGACACCGGCAAACUUUUAUGUGGUCCAAAUAAAGUGAUGACUAAUGCUACUGCAGCGGCUAGUCAUGAAGAGGAACAUCAUCAGCUCGAUCAGAUUAGUGCUACUAAUUUAAGCUCAUCAUCAAACUCAAAUUCCAAAUCAAGUUAUGGAGAAGCGGAAGCAGCUGCGUUUGAUGGGGAUGACUGGUAUAAUUCAUGCUCUAAUUACUCACCAGGCUCAGCAGCUGCUGCUACUUGUAAGUUUGAUCAGCAGAAGCAGCAGCGUGAUGGAAUUAAUGGAACAGUGAAUGAUGAAAUGACAUGGGAUUGGGAGAGUGAUAUCCAUAGGUACGACUACUUAUGGAAUGUUGAUCAGAAAGAUGAUGAGAAUAUGCUCUCUUGGUUAUGGGAGCAGCACGCUGCAGAUGAUCAUCAUCUUGACCAUAGCAAUAAAUCGAGAUCAAAGGCCGUGGUGGUCGAUGAUGACUGUGACCCGGCUGACAAGCAUAAUGCUAUUCUGGCUUGGCUUCUAUCUUGA